Molecule: messenger RNA, 1635 nt
Organism: Otolemur garnettii (small-eared galago)
Lineage: Eukaryota; Metazoa; Chordata; Mammalia; Primates; Galagidae
Gene: WASF3
Product: WAS protein family member 3
Biological process (GO): actin cytoskeleton organization; positive regulation of Arp2/3 complex-mediated actin nucleation
Cellular component (GO): lamellipodium; SCAR complex; cytoskeleton
Molecular function (GO): protein kinase A regulatory subunit binding; Arp2/3 complex binding; actin binding
Source: RefSeq, a predicted model, not a curated record
GGGCCGCCCCGGCGCGGCGGGACCAUGGAGGUCGGAGCACAGCCCUGGCGCCAGCAGCGGGACCGCGGACCGUUUUAAUUUUGAUUGCUGUUACUACUGGUAUCUGAGCCAAAGUGGUGAUGCCACUUGAGGGAAAUUUCUGCAACUUGUAAGUCAACGAUUAUAUGAUUGUGAGCCAUGCCUUUAGUGAAGAGGAACAUCGAACCCCGGCACUUGUGCCGGGGAGCUCUGCCUGAAGGGAUUACCAGUGAACUUGAGUGUGUCACCAACAGCACUCUUGCUGCCAUCAUACGCCAGCUUAGCAGUCUGAGCAAACAUGCUGAAGACAUAUUUGGUGAGUUGUUUAAUGAGGCUAACAACUUCUACAUCAGAGCAAAUUCUCUUCAAGACAGAAUUGAUCGCCUUGCUGUCAAAGUUACCCAGCUGGAUUCAACGGUGGAAGAGGUGUCACUACAGGAUAUCAACAUGAAAAAAGCUUUCAAAAGUUCCACAGUCCAAGACCAGCAGGUGGUUUCAAAGAACAGCAUUCCUAAUCCUGUUGCUGACAUUUACAACCAGAGUGAUAAGCCACCACCUCUGAACAUCCUGACACCAUAUAGAGAUGAUAAGAAGGACGGGCUGAAGUUCUAUACUGAUCCUUCCUAUUUCUUUGACCUCUGGAAAGAAAAAAUGCUACAAGACACUGAAGACAAGAGGAAAGAGAAAAGGCGUCAGAAGGAGCAAAAGCGUAUAGAUGGCACCACCCGUGAGGUGAAAAAGGUUAGAAAAGCCAGAAACAGGCGCCAGGAGUGGAAUAUGAUGGCAUAUGACAAAGAGCUUAGACCCGACAACAGGUUGUCUCAGAGUGUGUACCACGGAGCGUCUUCCGAGGGAUCCCUGUCCCCAGACACUAGGUCCCAUGCAUCGGAUGUCACGGAUUACUCUUAUCCAGCUACUCCCAACCAUUCUCUGCACCCCCAGCCAGCCACCCCUUCAUACGCAGCUGGUGAUGCACCGCCGCAUGGGCCUGCAAGCCAGGUGCCUGAGCAUGAGUACCGGCCACCCUCAGCCUCAGCCAGGCACAUGGCCCUAAACAGACCUCAGCAGCCGCCGCCCCCACCUCCUCCACAGGCCCCAGAGGGGUCCCAGGCCUCCGCACCGAUGGCUCCAGCAGACUAUGGGAUGCUCCCAGCACAGAUAAUUGAGUAUUACAAUCCAUCAGGACCACCUCCACCGCCACCACCCCCUGUGAUUCCUUCUGCACAAACUGCCUUUGUCAGCCCUCUCCAGAUCCCCGUGCAGCCCUCCUUCCCCACACCAGCCGGCUCCACCUACACAGGGCCUCCUCACCCUCCCUCCACGGGGCUCCUGGCUGCAGCUCCACCUCCCCCAGGCCCACCGCCACCCCCACCAGGCCCACCUGGGCCGGGGUCUUCUCUGUCAUCCUCCCCAAUGCAUGGUCCCCCAGCAGCGGAGGCCAAGCGACAGGAGCCUGCACAGCCACCAGUUAGUGAUGCCCGGAGCGAUCUCCUUGCUGCUAUUCGGAUGGGAAUUCAGCUGAAAAAGGUCCAGGAGCAGCGUGAGCAGGAAGCCAAGCGGGAGCCAGUUGGGAACGAUGUGGCCACGAUCCUGUCUAGCUGUACCAGGAGCACAUGA